Molecule: messenger RNA, 2875 nt
Organism: Rotaria sp. Silwood2
Lineage: Eukaryota; Metazoa; Rotifera; Eurotatoria; Philodinida; Philodinidae
Source: the annotation of a GenBank genome assembly
AUGCAAGUGUGGGUAGCAGGAAUAGAACGUUAUAGAGGGAUUAAAGCAGCAUAUUAUCGUGGCAUGAAAGGUGCUUUGGCGAUCUUCGAUUUGACCAAUCCUACAUCAUUCAAUAAUAUUGGUCAAUGGAUCGAUGAAGCUCAUAAAUUUGCACCAGCUGAUUCGUUUAUCGUUUUAGUCGGUAAUAAAUCCGAUUUAGUUGCUCAACGCAAAAUAACAUUUGAACAAGCUACAGUACUUGCCAAACAACUCAAUCUAUCCUACAUGGAAACAUCAGCACUCAAUUCGUCUAAUAUCGAACAAGUAUUCGCUACUCUUGCCACUUGUAUUUUACAUCAGAAAACACCAAAAUCGAUAGGCACUUCGUCAUCAUCAGAGACUAUCUCCAGAGCUGGAAAACCUAUGUGCAACACCUGUUCGCCAAAACAAAUGGUGGCGAUCACCUCAUGUCAUGGAUGUGCUUUCAAUUUUUGUCGUAAACAUUUUGAUGAGCAUCGAGAAAACCUUGGACACGAUUUUGACAAUGUCAUUGCUCGACAUGAUGGAAUUCUAAAUAAUUUUCAAGCGAAUAUGCAUCGUUUAUUGAAUCCAAUGGAUAAUGAUAAUGUACAAGUUCUACUAAAACAGAUAGAUGAAUGGCAGGCAAAAGCAAUUGAGACCUGUUAUCAAGUAGCUGACAACGCUCGAGCAAAAAUCGAAGAAUUUUUUAAGGAAGUAAAUACGACUGAUCAAUUAAAAAAAAAUUCGAUGAAUUAACCAAGGAACUAAAAGAGCAACAGGGUUUAGAGAACUUUGUUGAAACUGAUCUUGAAGGAUGGAAAAAACAAUUAGAAGAGCUCGAAAAAGAUAUUUCUAAAUUUCUUCAAAUGCCUAGAAAUGUUGUCAUUCAAAUACAAAAUAUUAAUUGGGAGAAUGCGAUCAAGAUUUCCUGCGUUUCAAAUCCUGAAGAAACCAUCAAUAAUCAAUUGGCAUCAACAAGUAUAAACGGCAGGGGUCUGUUGAAAAAUUUUCUAUUCAAGAUUUUACUGUAUCAUUGUCUUUUAGAUAACGCAAUCAACAUACCUUUUUCUAUUCUGACAAGUGUUAUGACAAGAAAAAACAGAAACACGCAAUCUUUGAAGAAUGACAAUGAGCACACCUAAGGAACAGACAAUUAUUGAAUAAUUAAGAAAAUACACAGUAUAAUCAUCUUUCACUGUUGUUUUUUUUAUAUAGUCUCAAGUAUUCUUUCUAAGCAUUUUGUCAAAAUGUAUAAUACGUGGUUGAUUCAAAUAAUCUAGAAUAUAUUUAAUUUUUUUAUAUGGACAUGGUUGCACUAUGACGAGGGUGUGGGUGUGGGUCUGAGUGGAUGUCGAAGUAAUCUAAAUUCACUUCCACAUCCACAUCCUCAAAUGGCAUUGUAUCCAUAAAAUCAUGAUUGAUAUGCUUUGAAUAUCUAUCAUCUGAAACCAAUCAUGCUGGUUUUUCUUUAAGUUAAAAAAAAUUAACUUACCUGCUGAGAUUCUAAAUUCUUCUGGUACAUCUAAACAUACACAAAACAUAUAUUUAAAAGGCUUUUUUUAUCCCAAGAUGGAACUACAUAAACUGAUCUACAUUAUUUGAACUCAUAUUAGGCCAAGAACAAAAACUCACUAAGACUAGAAAAGGCGUGACAAGGAAUCGUGUCCAUGAGCCUAUUUACUAAAUUUUUGAUCCAUCUGUUAGUAUUUUUUCAAAAAUAAAAUAACCAAAUUUCGACGUGUAAUUUCUUCCAUUGAUCGAUUUAAUAACGUUUCGAAUAAGCUGAAAUCUGCAGCGAAAAAGAAAAUAUUUAUUCACCGAGAUAUUAAAUUCGCAAUAAAUAGAUACUGGCCAUAAAAAUAUGACCAAAAGCAAAUUCAUUUGGAAAUGUAAUAUCUCGAUAAAUAGACGUUUUUUUUUUCAGCUGAAACUUUCAAAAUAUUCCGAGGGUCAUCUGACUUAUGUCUAUGGACACUUGCAAGUCGAAAUUUCGGUAAAACAGUUAUAACUUGGCUUAUCAACUACAAUUCUUUUAAGCUUUUCUUCUUUUACGAAGAAACUUUUCUGGUGUCAAUAUAAAUUCAAAUCGUGAUUAAUAAGUUCAACUAGGAUUGGCGAGGCCGAGUCAUUGAUUCAAAAAAAAUUUUCAACACUCUCAUUAAAAAUUUUUAUUUUAUAAAAUUUUAUUCUUACCUAUUCAUAACUUUUCUCUUAUCAAAUGAAUAAUAUCCGAAGAGAUUUUUUAAGCCUAUGCAUUCAUAUGAUCUGAUAUUAUGACCCAAAACUUAUUAUUGAGUAUGUAUUUUUUCUUGCUGUUUUGCUUCGGCUUAUCUUUGGAGAGUGUACAAAUGUUUAAGAUAAAACAAGUUGAAUCUUCGCAAAGCAUCAUGCGUCAAAUGCUUUAUCAUGCCAAGCAGUAGUAAGACAAAUAUGUAAUUAAAAAUAACAUCAGCAUCAAGCACGUUACGGCACUGAGUUUUUCUCUUUGAAAGUUUCACUUGUAUCUCGUUUUCAUACAUUGUAAGCGUUUCCUAGCGGUAAAAGUAAUACUACUUUCAUUAAUAAAAAAAAUUCUCUAUCAUACUAUAAUAUAACCGUUUGCUGGCAGUAUCUUUGAUAAGCAAGUUUGCCCAUUAUACCUUUUACAUUAUUUAUUUCUCAAGAAAGAGUGUGAAUGUGGAAUCCUCUCCUCAUCGAAGCAUACAUCCACACACAAAUUUUGUCUUAUAUUUGACUUCUCUUAUUUUUGUUUAGGUACAAAAUACCAGGAACUAAAUAUCAUGUAAUGAAAAUUUGUGGUAUAUACCAGAGAUGUCCAUGGCGACGCGACAGCGCCAUUAUUUAUGAGAAAUCACUGUGGUACGGUAGUGGUGCG